Molecule: messenger RNA, 744 nt
Organism: Gongylonema pulchrum
Lineage: Eukaryota; Metazoa; Nematoda; Chromadorea; Rhabditida; Gongylonematidae
Source: the annotation of a GenBank genome assembly
CCAUCAGCAGCUCCAAAAAAACAGACGGUUUCAACUGUGGAAGAAAAGCCGUCGGAGGAGCACGAAGAAUCAUCAGCCAUUCAGUCGCCCAGCGUUUCAGUGGAAGCUGAUGAAAAACCCAGCCGUAGAACAACUGCUUCAUCAAUAAAAAGUGGUGCAACAGAACCUGAAGAAAAGGCCGAAACCAGCCCUGAGGAAGAAGAAGCAAGUGAGGCUGGAGAAGGAGUUCCUCGAGAAGAGGAAGAAGAAAAACUGGCAGAAUCCGCUGAAGAGAAAGAAGAGGAAAGAGCAGGAUCAGUUGAAAAGGAAGGAGAGAAACGAGCAGAAUCUGCUGGCGAGGAAGAAGCUGCGCGUAGUGAAAGCGAGCCGGAAGAAGAAGCAAGUGAGGCUGAAGAAGGAGUUCCUCGAGAAGAGGACGAAGAAAAACUGGCAGAAUCCGCUGAAGAGAAAGAAGAGAAAAGAGCAGGAUCAGUUGAAAAGGAAGAAGAGAAACGAGCAGAAUCUGCUGGUGAGGAAGAAGCUGCGCGUAGUGAAAGCGAGCCAGAAAAGAGCCUGGGGAAAGAGUCUCCUGAGACUCCACAAAACAGCAGGAAGAGUUCGGUUGCUGUGGAUGAAGAUGAGGAACUGGAAAAGAAAAAUAGGGCAGCAACCAAAAUUCAAGCUACUUUUCGCGGUUAUAGUGCGCGUAAACAUUUAAAACGUAUGUGUUCAGGAUUUUUGAAUGUUCAGGGUUUUGGUAAAUGA